AUGGAAGGAGUGGUUGAGGUCAAUGAGAUUUCGGAUUUUGUGUCCUACAUAAAAAGUAUUGAAUGGCGUGAUCCUUGGCUCAUAGCACUAUUAUCAUUCCAUGUGUUAGUCACAUUCACCUGCUUUUCUACACGAAAUUAUGGAAAUUUUCAAAUUAUCCUCUUUAUCACACUAUUGUUAUUGGUAUACUUUUCUGAAAGCAUUAAUGAAGUAGCAGCAAGAAAUUGGACAUUAUUUUCAAGACAACAAUACUUUGACAGCAAGGGUCUUUUUAUAUCAGUUGUAUUCUGUAUACCUAUAUUAUUAAACUGCAUGAUUAUGGUGGGCUCAUGGCUUUACCAAUCAACACAAAUUAUGACGAAUCUUAAGAAAGCACAACUCCGUCAGCGGCUUAAAGAGCUAAACAUGAACAGAGGAAAGAUAACAAAGUCGGAUUAG
This is a messenger RNA of Pieris macdunnoughi, 438 nucleotides long. Lineage: Eukaryota; Metazoa; Arthropoda; Insecta; Lepidoptera; Pieridae. The record is from the annotation of a GenBank genome assembly.